AUGCUCUCUCGAACGAAGCAGUGGCCAUUAAUUUGGCUAGCCUUUAUCUUUAUCGCCUUCUUACCAAGCCUCACGCAUGGCUGGACUUGGUGGUGGACGGACGCGCACGGUAACACCCAUAUAGAUAAUGGGACGAACAAUAGACAAUGUACCAAGAUGGAGCUACCGAAAGGCAAACAAUACCACUGGGAUCCAGAAGGAAGCAUGUAUUGCGUCUCAUUAUUCUCAGACGACCAUUGCGGGGAUCGUAAUGGUUGGUCAUGUCCUCCUUGGGGGCCUCGAUAUCAGGGACAGGAUGUAUCUCUAUCAUAUCUCGUCAAUAUGAACGGUGAAGACAUAUCAUCGUCUUCGUCAUCCGAGCCCACAGCCACCGAAACAUCUGUCGACCCCAGCAACAUGUCAUCUGCUGAGAGCACCUCAUUCAUGACUUCAGCUUCAACAUCAUCAUCAUCAACAAAUACGUCAACACCACAGAUAGAGGCGGGAAGGCUAUCAGAGGGCGCUAUUGCAGGUAUCGUGGUCGGAGCCAUUGCUCUGGUAGCGUCUGUCGCCCUCCUUUGCUUCAUAUCAUAUAAAAUGGGACAACGGCAUCCAAUCAUCAAAAUAUCAGAAGAGGACUCCCAGGACCAGUCCGGAGGAUUAGAUUCACCAUCAGCCCACGAAAUGCACUCCUCGGAUUCACCAUGGAUGGCAAGGUCUCAACUGACGUCGACACCAUCAUCUCCUCUCUCGCCCCGAUCAGAGUUGGCAGACAGCGGGGCGUUUACUAAACGACAAAUGCUAUCAACAUACCAACGGCCGAUGGCAACUGAAUUACCGGAUAACGGACGACGAGAGGUUCCGGCGUAG
Microsporum canis CBS 113480 is the source of this 849-nucleotide messenger RNA. RefSeq lists its product as hypothetical. Lineage: Eukaryota; Fungi; Ascomycota; Eurotiomycetes; Onygenales; Arthrodermataceae. The coding region runs from base 1 to 849 and encodes 282 amino acids. The transcript has a single exon. The record is from RefSeq and is a predicted model, not a curated record.